Molecule: messenger RNA, 1798 nt
Organism: Gossypium raimondii (Peruvian cotton)
Lineage: Eukaryota; Viridiplantae; Streptophyta; Magnoliopsida; Malvales; Malvaceae
Product: B3 domain-containing protein REM19
Exons: 6
Coding region: 776-1486 (236 amino acids)
Molecular function (GO): DNA binding
Source: RefSeq, a predicted model, not a curated record
CUAAUGUUAGAAAGCACUCUCGAUUUCUACUUGGAACUGAUCUUUAAGAACAUGUUUAAAAGACCAAGGUCGGGUUUAGUAUUAAAGGAUCGAGGCUACAAUGAUCCCUUGCUUGCAUUUCUAACUUCUCCCGUCGAUCGUAGGGCUCCUUGAGCUGGUUUCGGGCUCCUUUUCCCGCCUUGAUUUCUUCUCCUUUUUAUAAAUUGAUUUGGGGCUUUUCAUCACUGUGUGCUGUUCUCUCUAUCUCAUGGAGUGGAUUUAGUUUCUCACGCCUUUUGUCUGGGAUCUCUUGCUUGGGUUUUCUGCUAGUUUGGGUUCUCUCCUUUGCUCAGGCUUUCUACAAACUGCUCUUCCUCUCUUGCUCGGGUCGGGUUUUUGUUACCGUUUUGUAGCCUGUGGUGUUUGGCUUGUCUUGGGCUUUUGGAAUUCUGGUUCAGUGUUGGUUUCUGGGGGCUUGUUCCGGGCUUCUCAUCGGCUCCAUUUUCUGCUCCAAUUCAGGAGGUUCAGUGGGUCUCGUUUUUUGUUGGUUGAUCUGAGGGCGCCGAUAUUUGUGUCGUGGCCUCGUGGGUAGCGCGUUUUUCCGACUCGAUCUCGCUCGUGCACUCGGAGCUUUGUGGGGACUCUGUUUUGGCCGUUCGUUUUAGAGGGCUCGACUGAGUUUGUUUGUACAGCAAGCCGGAGUCAGGAAUAAAGAAAGCUGUUUGGUUUCAGGAAGUUUGGCAGGAAUUUCUAGGGCAUUAUUAUAUUCGUGUUGGCUACGUUUUGGCUUUCAGAUAUGAAGGAAAUUCCACGUUCAGUAAAACAAUAUCCAUUUGAACAACUUCAAGAUAAUGAAUGCAUAUCUCCAGCACUGCAGAAUAUGUUUGGUGGCUCUAAACUUAGCAACUGCAUAAACUGGGGUGGUGAUGUCAAUCGUCAAAAUCCAAAGGCUGUGAAUAAUCAACCUAUUCGAGGUUCAGGUGCUAUGAAACCAGAACCAAAAAAGCGUGGGAGGAAGCGGAAGUUUGAUCCUAAUGUUCAGGAUUCAUCUGCUGGACGUGAAGAUGAUGCUGACAUGCGCCUUAGGUGCUAUGAAAGUGCUUCUGCCCGAAAGAGAACCGUGACAGCUGAAGAAAGAGAGAGAGCAAUUAAUGCGGCCAAAGCAUUUGAGCCUAUUAACCCUUUCUGCAGGGUUGUCUUGCGACCAUCAUAUCUAUACAGGGGAUGUAUUAUGUACUUACCAUCGUGCUUUGCUGAGAAACAUCUAAGUGGGGUUUCGGAUUCCAUUAAACUUCAGCUUCCUGAUGGGAGACAGUGGUCUGUACGAUGUCGUUAUAAAGGAGGAAAGGCUAAGUUCAGUCGGGGAUGGUACGAAUUUACAUUGGAGAAUAAUUUGGGAGAAGGGGAUGUCUGUGUCUUUGAACUGCUCAGAUCAAGGGAAAUCGUGCUCAAAGUUACUGUAUUUCGUGUAAUGGAAAGCGGUGGACUAAUGCACCGGUCUCAAUGAAUGCCUGCUAAGUUAAGCCAUCUUAGAUUAUAGAGAGCUGGAAAUUUCAGGAAUGUCAAAAACUAUGUUAAGUAACUCGUUCUUCUCAGGUGACGGUGUAACCAAUCUGGUUCCAUAAGAAAUUAGCUGCUGUGCAUGUUUAGCUGCUUAAGAUAAUGGAUUCUAAAAUUCUCUGGCUUGACUAGGUUUGUUAGUAGAUAUCUCCAAUGUAGUUGAUGUUGAACCCGAUUGGGAAAUUGUGUUUUAGACUUGAUGUUAUGGUCUGCUUGGUUGGUUUGAAAUUGAAUUUUUCAUUCCUCUUGUUGCUUUCAA